Camelina sativa (false flax) is the source of this 978-nucleotide messenger RNA. NCBI's taxonomy places the organism in Eukaryota, Viridiplantae, Streptophyta, Magnoliopsida, Brassicales, Brassicaceae. The record is from RefSeq and is a predicted model, not a curated record.
UUAGGAAAAUAAAAAAGAAAAAAACUGCAGGUUUAUUAUUCAGCGCCAACUAAUUGGUUUAGUGAAUUUUAUCAAAAAAUUUCAGUUCCCGCUUAGCUUUUCUGUCUCCAGCGCCAUCUAAUUGUUUUCCAUAAAUAUUAAUCACAAAUAAACUAUAAAAAUUUAGGGUUUUUAAAGAAAUCCUUAUGAUGCCGUCAAAAGAAAAAGAUAUCGCCUAUAAACAAAUCUCUUAAGAGCUUGAAGAGAAACUGCUAGAGAGCAAUCUCAGAUACAAGUUUAAGAUCGAUCAUGGAUUUUAUGGAUUCAGAGACACAAAGACCUGAUGAUUUAUCACAGUUGGAAGCAGAUUACAGCAUCCCUCCUCCCCUUGCUCCAGAAUGUAAAAGCUUCAAAUGGAAGAUACAGAUCAUAGAUACUGAUGGAAACAUAGAAGGAAAAAUGUUGACAUCGAAAGAUGUAUGGAAGUUACAAGGUACUAAAGUGAUAGUGCAUUUCGACGAAGAUAGCGGUCAACCAAUUGGAGAUUCCGGAGGUUUACUUGGAUCAUGGUUAGGUCAAUUAAGUCAUGAUGCAAAUUUGAUACCCAUUAACUACAACGACUGGAGGUGUGUUAAUUCUUAUAUAAAAGAUACGGCAUGGAACACAAUUCAGUCCAAAUUCAGAUUUGAUGAUCCUGUGAUUAGAAAAGAAUAUGUGAUGGGUGCACUAGGUAGCAGAUGCAAGGAUGUCAAACGUCGGCUUUGGAAAGAACACAAAAAAGAUACUUUGAAUGAAACGUUGCUGAAUCGACCCGACAAAAUUCCUGAACUUCAGUGGGGUCAAUUUGUUCGGACGAGAUUUGAUGAGAAGUGGAAGAAAAUGCAAGAACGGAAUACAAAGAGCCAAAAACACAAUACCAUGCCUCACUUAUGUGGAAGGAAGAGCUUUCCAAGGAGAAGAAAUGAGAUUGUGAGUAAUUUAGUUUUGACAAAACAUUAG